Molecule: messenger RNA, 618 nt
Organism: Prunus armeniaca (apricot)
Lineage: Eukaryota; Viridiplantae; Streptophyta; Magnoliopsida; Rosales; Rosaceae
Source: the annotation of a GenBank genome assembly
AUGAAACUCGGACACUACAUGCUACCAUUCACCAUCUACAUCGUUGCCAAGACAGACCUAAUCAAGUACAUGCUAAUAAGGCCAAUGUUGAGAGGCAGAAUUGGAAAAUGGACUCUGGCUUUCACAGAAUUUGCUUUCAGAUAUGUUCCUCAGAAAGCUGUCAAAGGACAAGCUGUAGCAGAUUUCCUAGCAGAUCAUCCAGGGGAAGAAAUUGAAAACAUGGAUUAUUUAGAUAUAGCAAAUAUAGAUAUGUUGACUAGAGCUCACACUUGCCUCAACAAUCCCAUCUAUUUAGUUCACCUCACACCUUGGAAGCUGUACUUUGAUGGAUCAAAAACUGAUAUAGUCUCUGAAGCAGGGAUUGUUUUAGAAGAACCACUCAAGAUCAGAUACUGUUAUUCCUUCCAGUUAGAUUUCCAAUGCACCAACAACAAGGCUGAAUAUGAAGCUUUAAUCAUUGGCCUCGAAAUGCUGGUGGAAUUAGGAAUCCAGUCUGUGGAAAUCUUAGGAGAUUCUAUGCUUGUGUUAAAACAGAUUGUUGGAGAAUAUAAGUGUCUAAGUCCUUCUUUAGCUGUCUAUCUAGUGGCAGCCAGAAGCCUUCUGACAGAAUUCAGAUAA